Messenger RNA from Cyanidioschyzon merolae strain 10D, 987 nucleotides. RefSeq lists its product as hypothetical. Gene Ontology annotation, biological process: photosynthetic electron transport in photosystem I. The transcript has a single exon. Gene Ontology annotation, cellular component: chloroplast thylakoid membrane. Lineage: Eukaryota; Rhodophyta; Bangiophyceae; Cyanidiales; Cyanidiaceae. The coding region runs from base 1 to 987 and encodes 328 amino acids. Gene Ontology annotation, molecular function: oxidoreductase activity, acting on iron-sulfur proteins as donors. The record is from RefSeq and is a predicted model, not a curated record.
AUGUUCGUAAGCGCUUGCUGCAACGGAACUCGUAACUUAAUUGCGGUUCAGCGUCAACGCCGCGUAAAAACCAGCCGUUCAGGAGGAUUCGCGUGUACAAGGCGCUUUGGACCGCGGCUGAAGAGGCUUCCACGCCUCGUGGCGGCUGUCGAGAAAGAGACCGAAAAGGUCCAGGGGUCGGUCAACGGGUCAGACGCUGACGCCGACGGUGGUCUUCAGGGCUACAAGAGCACUGAUCCGCGAACAGGCGCGAGUCGCGAACUCAGUUUGGGCGAGAAAGAACGUCUGUACUUGGAGGCAGUGUAUUCGUUUUACAACGGGGAACCGAUUCUCAGCAACGAGGAGUUUAACGUUUUAAAGGAGGACCUGCAGUGGAAUGGAUCACAAGUCAUCCUUAUGAACCGAGACGAACAAAGGUUCCUGAACGCCGCUCAAGCGUUCUACAACGGCAAACCUAUAAUGAGCGAUGAAGAUUUCGACGCACUCAAGGAUCGUUUACGGAAGCAGGGCUCCCAGAUUGCCCUACAACAGGGCCCUCGUUGCAACAUCGAAACUGGCGUGUGUUACAGUGACUGUCAAGUUGAUAAGUUGCGGCAAGCGGUUAUCUACGCACCGGCUGCUGGUAUCGGCGCCCUGCUCUGGGCUGGGUUAAGUUUCGAGCUGACCCCGCUGCGACACGUCAACCCGGUCUGGAAUCUGUUCAUUGGGGCCCCCGUCAUAUACGCCUGCGCGCAGCUCCUGACGGGGAUCGUGCUUCAAAAUGAUCCACAGAUUGUGGUCGGAGAAUGCCCAUCUUGUGGAUCGGAACAGCGAGUAUUCUUCGGUGACAUUCUCGGUGUUGAGGGUUAUCGCGAUGUAGCCGAAAUCAAAUGCGAGCGUUGCAAGGCGUCGCUGCGCCUCGACCGCAAACGCAUGCGCCUAGAACAGAUCCCGCGUAUCCAGGGACCAUCCAUCAAACAGCGAGAGAACGUAGCACCAGCGUCGUAG